UUAGCUAACGCUCCCAUUUGUGAAUACAGUAUGAACUCCAGCAUGAACUUUGGAACAGUAUGAAUUCAGUAGUUACAGACAGUCACAUGGUCGAUGUUUAAUGUUUUCCUCUCUGAGCAAUAUUUUCAUGCGUCAUGCCUAAUUGAUAACCGCGUUUUGCUGUCAAAACGCUUACGGGCUUCCGUACUGCUGUGACUGCUGCUAUUUGGCAUCAGGCAGCCGGUGAAACGCAGCAUUAAAUUCUUUCAGUGAAACCUUUUCGAAAAAAAAUAAUGAGUCGAAGUUACAACGAUGAGCUGCAGUAUCUGGAUAAGAUCAGCAGUAACUGCUGGAGGAUCAAAAAGGGUUUUGUUCCCAACAUGCAGGUUGAAGGAAACUUCUAUGUGAACGACUCGCUGGAGAAGCUGAUGUUUGAGGAGCUUCGUAACGCCUGUCGGGGAGGAGGUGUGGGUGGAUUCCUUCCGGCCAUGAAGCAGAUUGGGAACGUGGCAGCGCUGCCGGGCAUCGUACACAGGUCCAUCGGUCUCCCAGACGUUCACUCUGGAUAUGGAUUUGCCAUCGGAAACAUGGCGGCCUUCGACAUGAACAACCCGGAUGCUGUGGUGUCUCCAGGCGGCGUUGGCUUUGACAUAAACUGUGGCGUCCGUCUGCUGAGGACCAACCUGGACGAGGGGGACGUGCAGCCGGUGAAGGAGCAGCUGGCCCAGUCGCUGUUCGACCACAUCCCAGUGGGAGUCGGAUCCAAGGGAGUCAUCCCCAUGGGAGCCAAGGACCUGGAGGAGGCUCUGGAGAUGGGGGUGGACUGGUCUCUGAGGGAGGGUUACGCCUGGGCCGAGGACAAAGAGCACUGCGAGGAGUACGGCAGGAUGCUGCAGGCGGACCCCAACAAAGUCUCGUCCAAGGCCAAGAAAAGGGGCCUGCCGCAGCUGGGGACUCUGGGAGCAGGAAACCACUACGCUGAGAUCCAGGUGGUGGACGAGAUCUACAACGACUACGCCGCCAAGAAGAUGGGCAUCGACCACAAAGGUCAGGUGUGUGUGAUGAUCCACAGCGGCAGCAGAGGCCUCGGACACCAGGUGGCGACAGAUGCUCUGGUUGCCAUGGAGAAGGCCAUGAAAAGAGAUAAGAUCACGGUGAACGACCGUCAGCUGGCCUGCGCUCGCAUCACGUCACAGGAAGGACAGGACUACCUGAAGGGGAUGGCCGCGGCAGGAAACUACGCCUGGGUGAACCGCUCGUCCAUGACCUUCCUCACCAGACAGGCCUUUUCCAAAGUGUUCGGCACGACGCCGGACGACCUGGACAUGCACGUCAUCUACGACGUUUCCCACAACAUUGCCAAAGUGGAGGAGCACAUGGUGGACGGGAAGCAGAGGACUCUGCUGGUCCACCGCAAAGGAUCCACCCGAGCUUUCCCCCCGCACCACCCCCUCAUCCCCGUAGACUACCAGCUCACAGGUCAGCCGGUGCUGAUCGGGGGGACGAUGGGAACCUGCAGCUACGUCCUCACAGGGACCGAACAAGGCAUGACGGAGACAUUCGGCACCACGUGUCACGGAGCGGGUCGCGCUCUGUCCCGGGCGAAGUCUCGCAGGAACCUGGACUUCCAGGACGUCCUGGACAAACUGGCCGACAUGGGCAUCGCCAUCCGAGUGGCUUCGCCCAAACUGGUCAUGGAGGAGGCUCCUGAAUCGUACAAAAAUGUGACGGACGUCGUGAACACGUGUCACGACGCUGGAAUCAGUAAGAAGGCGAUCAAACUGAGGCCGAUCGCCGUGAUCAAAGGCUGAAGCUGCUCGAGCUCACACACGAAGGACGUCACGAGCAUGAAAACACAAGAGACUGUUCCGGGGCAGAAGAUACUCGUGGUUUUUUGUUUGUUUUGCUAUGAAAUGACUUUACGUUGAACAAACAGAAGAGAUAAAAAGUGAAGAGAAUUAGUUUGCAAAUUUAAUUUCCUGAGAAAACUUUUUUUGUGUGUGCGUUCCUGCCAAAUCUGUGAUGGAAAUAAAAAAGUGACCUC
Molecule: messenger RNA, 2023 nt
Organism: Chelmon rostratus (copperband butterflyfish)
Lineage: Eukaryota; Metazoa; Chordata; Actinopteri; Chaetodontiformes; Chaetodontidae
Gene: rtcb
Product: RNA 2',3'-cyclic phosphate and 5'-OH ligase
Exons: 12
Coding region: 273-1790 (505 amino acids)
Biological process (GO): tRNA splicing, via endonucleolytic cleavage and ligation
Cellular component (GO): nucleus; tRNA-splicing ligase complex
Molecular function (GO): RNA ligase (ATP) activity
Source: RefSeq, a predicted model, not a curated record